Molecule: messenger RNA, 1514 nt
Organism: Dacryopinax primogenitus
Lineage: Eukaryota; Fungi; Basidiomycota; Dacrymycetes; Dacrymycetales; Dacrymycetaceae
Exons: 5
Coding region: 95-1387 (430 amino acids)
Biological process (GO): phospholipid biosynthetic process
Molecular function (GO): phosphatidylserine decarboxylase activity
Source: RefSeq, a predicted model, not a curated record
CGACCAUGACAAUAACCUGAGCGGAGCGGCCAGAUCAUCAAUAGGACGUCUCUUGUAUACCGCCACCUGGCUAAAGUCUGACCUUCAGUUGACCAUGUCUGGGAUCACAAGCAAAGUCAAGCGCAUCUUCCGCAAGAAUAAAGACAAGACAGAAGUCGCGGAAGGAGCUGAACCGAACGAGGAUUCCGCGUAUCCUACCGCAGACUCGUCGGCCGCUCACCCAGCAGCGCCCCAUCCGGAGACCCAUGAACACCUGUCCAACGCGCUUGAAGCCCUCGUUGACAAGAGCAGUCAGCCAUUGACUAAGGAGGAAAUCCACAACGGCUCGGCUGGCGGCACCGCCCUUGCGCCGGCAACUGUUGCUCACGCGAAGUCGGCGUGGUUCUCCAAGUUCUAUCCAGAUGAGACCAUUGAUAAGUUGUUCGUCCAUGAACAUAUGGGAAACUGGAUCAUCAUUCGCAAGACUGGCGACCGCAUCUUCGAGACCAUGCCCAUUUAUACCCGCAUUGGCAUGCACCUGCUGUUCUACGGGAAGGCGGAAACCGCACUUCUGCACUGGGGACGGGUAGAGACAUUGUUAAGGGAGCAAUCCAUGAAGCAGGGUCAGAUUUACGAUAAUCCCGAUCCGAAAGUGAUCUACCCCCAUAUCCUCGCAUUCUGCAAGACAUACCAAAUUGACACAUCUAUCUUACUCGAGCCCGAGUUGCACAAUUACCCCAGCCUGAACACGUUCUUCAGCCGCAAGCUGCGGCCCGAUGUUCGCCCUAUCACCGCUCCUGACGAGUUGGGCGUGAUCGUAUCGUGUGCCGACUGCCGUCUGACCGUAUUCGAGACGGCCCAAGAGGCUACCAAUGUCUGGAUCAAAGGUCGUCACUUCACUAUUCCAGAGCUCCUCAAUGACGAAGAGAUUGUGGAAGAGAUCGGCUCGGAUCCGUCCCUGGCGAUCUUCCGCUUGGCGCCGCAGGACUAUCAUCGUUAUCACGCGCCAGUUACUGGCCUGUUCAGGAAGGUUACCAAGCUCCCAGGGGAAUACUACACGGUCAACCCGCAGGCUGUGAACGAGCCGGGAUUUGACGUCUUCACAGCCAACAAACGUGACGUCGCAUUGAUCGAUGCUACGUUGGACGAGAGUGGUGCAACGGUUCCUGUUGCGUUCGUUUCGGUUGGUGCACUGCUGGUCGGGAGCAUCACUUGGACGAAGGAGGUUGGAGAGCCGCUCAAGAAAGGUGAAGAUUUAGGAUACUUCCAAUACGGAGGCUCGACCGUGAUUGUCGUAUUCCCCAAGGGUGCCAUGACGUUUGACCAAGAUAUUCUUGGAUACUCCAAGGCUGGUGUGGAGACUCUUGUGCAUGUGGGGGAUAGGAUUGGUGUCGCGGGAUCGGCUUGAUAACUCUAACAAUAAGAAAGAAAUUAAAGAGAAUAAGUGUUGCGUUGUAGACUUCGACGUAGCUGUGAAUGAAAUGCGUUCUGUGUGUGAUAUGUACUCUCUCGACAUUAUGACAAUGGAAUAUCUC